Messenger RNA from Prorocentrum cordatum, 177 nucleotides. NCBI's taxonomy places the organism in Eukaryota, Dinophyceae, Prorocentrales, Prorocentraceae. The record is from the annotation of a GenBank genome assembly.
GCCGCCCUCAGCGCGCUGCCCUUCUGGUCCAGGGUCGAGAGCUUCGAGCGGCUCUCCGCGGAGGAGGCGCGCGACCGCGCCCUGGAGCUGCUCGGCGCGGAGGACACCCUCGACAGGAUGGGCGGCUUCACCCCGAUCACAGGCCUGAGCACCGUCCUCCGGGCCAAGUUCCACAAG